This is a messenger RNA of Phaedon cochleariae (mustard beetle), 663 nucleotides long. The record is from the annotation of a GenBank genome assembly. Lineage: Eukaryota; Metazoa; Arthropoda; Insecta; Coleoptera; Chrysomelidae.
AUGCAGCCCACAGCGGCAGCUAAUCUGCCACCCCCUGGGGGAGAUAUGGACUUGCAGACGAUUCCGUCAAUGGACUGGCUCUUCAAGAAGGAGAGGAUCUACCUAUUGGCACAAUUCUGGCAACAGCGAAGGAAGAGGGUCCUUGGGUCCGAACCGAUAUCCCUCGCAUGCCGAAAUACGAAGGAAGCGCUGAAGCCGCAAGAUAGAAACGAGGUUGGCGUAUCCGCCGUUCACGGAGAGAGAGGAGAAGAUUACACAAAGCAGGCGACGGAACGAUCGGAAGACAAAAGACAUCUCGAAGCGGAGAACGAAAAUGAGCAUAGUCUAGCGUUUUAUAGCCGGCCCUGGCCGUGUAAUAUGUGUAUCAAUAUCAAGCAAGCGAGGAGAGCAAGCGAUCGCUGCUGGAUGCAAGGCCAACUUGACGCGAUCGAGCGUCAUCCGUUUGCUCGAUCGAAUUUCCCACCAGCAGAGAUAAAAAACAAAAGACGGCCGUGGACAAUUGCGCAGACUAGCGGCACGAGACAAAACUAUAAUAAAAUUGGAAAUCGGCGAAGGGUGGGGGUGGAAGAGGACGAAAAAGAGUUGAAAAUAUUGAAGGAGGAGGCUCCGAUAUCGAGUCCCACCUCUUUAUCCCCUCCCACCAAACUUUUAUUUCUCUCCUGA